Exophiala dermatitidis NIH/UT8656 is the source of this 2346-nucleotide messenger RNA. RefSeq lists its product as uncharacterized. The coding region runs from base 1 to 2346 and encodes 781 amino acids. NCBI's taxonomy places the organism in Eukaryota, Fungi, Ascomycota, Eurotiomycetes, Chaetothyriales, Herpotrichiellaceae. The transcript has 2 exons. The record is from RefSeq and is a predicted model, not a curated record.
AUGCGCUCGCAGACUAAUCGAAACACGAAUGCUCCUCGAAAUUCGACCGUCUUGAAUAUCAACGACCCUGUCGCGGUCCAUUUGUUGGCCGAGACCGCAAUCUCCGAUAGUCAAGGAUUCGAGAUCCUGUCCUUCGAAGAGGUGGAACAGUUGAAGAGGGAGAAACACUAUCUUACAAACAAAAUCGACACCACGAGACGGAAACUCGCUUUGGAAACCAAGUUGCGCGAUGCGGCCCAGUCCUUGAACAGGCUGUAUUCGACUCGCGACAAGGCCAUUGCCAACGGCACUUCGCCGAAGCGGUCGCGCCGGAGUUUGAUUGGAGGCAGACCUAGUUCCGGUGACGACGCAAGCGUGCGGGCCGAUAGCGAGUAUGCUGCCAGUAAUAAAAAAGUUGAGGAAUUCACCCAGGAGUUGGCGGGGCUCGAGAAAAGGCUCGAGUAUGUAGAAAAGCGAAUCUUGGAACACACGGCCGGCGUGCUUCAGAUGACGCACAAAGGAUUGAAGAAGAACAUUCGAAAAACCGAGUUACCCCGGAGUCCGGAAAGCAUGACGAGUCAGCCUAAUGGUCGCCAUUCCGACAUUGACGAAUUCGAUGAACGAAGCCUAUACCAGGUCCCGGACUACGUGACCAAUUUUGGACAAUUACCCGCGGACAGGAAUAGAAACAAGAACAGGAAGAGUGAUAACCAGAUCGUCGAGAGUGUGGCAAGGCAGCUACAAGAACUCAACAACCGGCUCCAUUCGAUGAUUGUCCAAGCCGGUUCGCACGAGCAUUUUGACCCGCCCCCUCAGCCAACUGAUGAGCAUAUGGCCGGGCCGAUACACGCUCAAAUCAAUGCAUAUUUGGGAUAUCUGUCUCAAGGUUUGGGUGUGGUGGAGGCUGCCCAGACCCGAGGCCACAGCACUGCUCAGCAAUCAAUAUUUGAUUCUGAACAUCAGCUGGAGGAUGUGAACAACCGGUUACAUGAUAUGCUGGAGAGAACAAACUCGGUCAGCCACAGUCCUAUGUUGCAUCAGGACGAACCUAGGGGGAAGGAUCUGCAAUCGCAAUUGGCAUAUUCCACCUCUGUUCUAGAUCGCCUCAACCAGAGAGUUGAGACCCUGGUGGAACAAAAGGACAUCCUGACCAGACAAAUACAACAACAACGGGAGCUCAACACAAAGUCUGAUGCCCAGCGCGACGCCAAGAUCAAUGAGCUGACCGAACAACUGGAAGAAUCGAAAAGACUUCAGACAUUGGGCGAGGAAGAGGCCCAGCACGCCCGCGAUCAGAUUACUCUUCUGAUGGAGCAAUUGGAUAUGGCUAAACAGGCCAACGUCCUUCUGGAACAACAGCGAGGUGUCGACGACAGCAGAGCCUUAGAUAUGGAGAGAGCGGCGCGGAAAGAACUAGAAGAUAAGCUUACGGUAGAGUUGGAGGCCAAACAAGAAGAUCUAAGGCGGUUGCAAACCGAGCUGGAAGAACUGCGAACCAAGUCAUCGUCCGAAACCCACCAACUUAUCGAACAGUUGGCAGAGGUGAAAGCAGCGAAAGCCCAGGCAGAAGCCGAACUCCAGAGCUGUCGAGCAGAACUGGCGCAUCUUGAAACAAAGGUUGCCCAACUACAAACCGAGCGAGAUGAAUCUUCUCAAAGUCUUCGCAAACAAAUUGAUGAUCUGGAAACUGCUAGAGCCACGGCAGAGGCUGAGUUAGCCAAGACCCGUGAUGAAAUGAAGGAGCUGGAAGCGGAUGUUGUCCGUGCUCAGACUGAACUCACAAUGGUGAAGGCGGAAUUGGACGGUGCUUAUGGAACACGCGCCCAACGAGCAGCAGAUGUGUCGAUGAACCCCGCCAUUCAAAAGGAGAUCGACGAUCUGAAUAGGCGAAACAAAGAACUCGAAAGCCAGCUUGAUUUCCUCCAGUCUCAGCACGAAACAAAAGGUGUGGGGAGUGCCGAGCUUCAGAACAAGGUGAAUGCCUUGCAAAAGGAACUGAAAGAGACCAUUGAAGAUUACGAGUCUAUGACGAAGCAAAGCAUCGAAGACGAGAAGGAGCGGGAGCGGCUGGAAGAACAGGUCGAUGCUCUUCAACAACGUUGCGAACUACUCGAAUCUCAACUCAGCGAAGAAAAGGUCAAAUGGCUUGGUGUGAAAGCCGGCUCACCUAACGAGACCACGUCUACCAUGGUGCUGAAGAAUGAGUUCAAGAAAAUGAUGCGGGAAACCAGGGCCGAGAAUCUCAGGAGUCUCAAGGCUGAACAGGAAGAACGACGGCGUCUCGAAUCCUUGAUCAAGAGCUUAAAGAAGGAUCUUCAGCAAAGUCGCUCGUCUAAGGAUAUCUCUUCCCCGCAGGCUACUGGUUGA